This is a messenger RNA of Neohortaea acidophila, 2385 nucleotides long. RefSeq names its product acyltransferase-domain-containing protein. Bases 1 to 2385 code for a protein of 794 amino acids. NCBI's taxonomy places the organism in Eukaryota, Fungi, Ascomycota, Dothideomycetes, Mycosphaerellales, Teratosphaeriaceae. The record is from RefSeq and is a predicted model, not a curated record. Gene Ontology annotation, cellular component: mitochondrial membrane. The transcript has a single exon.
AUGGAGCGACCAACCAGCGAACGCUCCCUCCUCGAACCCUACGCGCGUUUCCGAGGAGAACCUCUCAUUGCCCUGCAAGAGCUCGGUCUCCAUUUCGUCGGCGAAGGAUGGCGCAGCUACGACGAUGUCGUGGGCCGUGAGAUCUUCUACUCGGGCUUCAGCGAGAACAUGCGCAACAUGGUGAUGCGGCAAGAGACGCUGAAGAGGCAGAUAACACUGCUAGCGAACAAGCGCGUGGAAGUGGAGUUGCUGGAAGGCAGACUCGGUCCGUUGGGCGUGGAUGGCGAGGAUGCCGCGCACAAGCUCAAGAGAGAGACGCGCCGCGCGGAACUGGAGACACAGCUUCGCCAGGUCGCGGAGGACUGGACGGACAAGAUGAUUUGCAAGAUGGAGAGCCGCUACUUCAUCCGCGGCGCGUAUUACUUCGCCACGCAGCUUCUCACCCGCGCCUAUCACCAGGGCAUCCACAUUAGCACCGAGGAGGUGCUGCAUCUUCGCAAGGUGGCGGAGGAGGCCGCGGAGAGGAAGCAGUCGAUUAUCUUCCUGCCGUGUCACCGCUCGCAUGUCGAUUACGUCUCGCUUCAGCUUGUCUGUUACCGCCUCGGCCUGGCUCUACCUACCGUCGUCGCAGGCGACAAUCUCAACUUUCCCCUCGUCGGCUCCUUCCUCCAACACGCCGGCGCCAUGUGGAUUCGCCGCUCCUUCGGUGACGACCAUCUCUACCCAACUCUCGUGCAGGCCUACAUGGACACGCUGCUCCAAAACGGCCACAACGUCGAAUGCUUCGUCGAAGGCGGCCGCUCACGCACGGGCAAGCUCCUGCAGCCGAAAUUCGGCAUUCUGCGCUUCUUCCUCGAAAGCGUGCUCUCCGGCCGCGUGGAAGACGCCAUGAUCUGCCCCGUCAGCACGCAGUACGAUAAAGUCAUCGAAGUCGACUCGUACGUCAGCGAGCUGCUGGGCCAGCCGAAGCAGCGCGAGGAUCUGAGGUCGUUUGUGUCGGCGUCGAAUGUGCUUUCGCUCAAGCUCGGGCGGGUGGAUGUGCGCUUCUUCAAGCCUUGGAGUCUGCGUGCGUUUAUCGAUGAGCGGAUGACAAGGUUGGAAAGGCAGCCGGCUGCGCCGGGGGCGUUGCCGGGGGAGACGCUGCGGCGUCGUUUGCUUCAGACGUUGGGGUAUGAGGUUCUGUCGAACAUUAAUGAAGUGUCUGUCGUCAUGCCCACGGCAUUGGUCGGCACAGUCCUCCUGACGCUACGAGGGAGAGGGGUAGGCAAGUCCGAACUGGUGCGUAGGGUGGAGUGGCUGUGCGAUCGGGUGCGCGCUCGAGGCGGCCGCGUCGCUCACUUUGCCGGCAACUCCACGGAACUGGUCGUCGAUCGGGCGGUCGAAGUCCUCGGUCCAAAGAUUGUGGGCCGAGUGGGCGGAUUGGCUCAAGACACCUUCUACGCCGAAGACCGCUUCCUGCUCUCCUUCUACCGCAACCAGAUGAUUCAUCUCUUCAUCUCACAGGCUCUGGUGUGCGCCGCGGUGUACACGAAGGUGAAGAACGGCGGCACGUUGGACGAACAGCGCAUAACCUACCAGGAGCUCGAGGACUACGUCUUCUUCCUCUCCCAGCUCUUCCGAGCAGAGUUCAUCUUUCCCACCACACCCCUGGAAGAAAACCUACGCUCCACCGUCCAAGGCCUAGAACAAGACGGCGUCCUCCAAGUCAUCCGCAACAACACAGACGAUGCCCAGCGCAUCACGCACGUCGAACUCCACCCCCACGAACGCACGCACGGCCACGAGAAUUUUGACUUUUACAACUUCCUCCUCUGGCCCUUUACCGAAGCCGCAUGGCUAGGCGCAGUGAGCCUCUUCAUGCUCGUCCCGCCUCCCCAGCACCACCAGCAUCCAUCAGGCACCCCCGCAGCAGAAAGCCAAUGGCUCAACCAGCAAAGCGUGCAAGACAAAGCCCAGCUCCUAGGCAAAACCCUCUUCCACCAAGGCGAUCUGGCAUACUACGAAGCAGUGAACAAAGAAGCGCUGAAAAACACCUUCACGCGCUCCGAGGAAGCGGGCAUCAUCGUCGUCAAUCGAUCCGGCGAUUCUUCCACCAAAUCCAACAGCCCCGCUCGCGUCCGGCUGGAUGACGAGUGGAUGCCUAGCAGGGAUGCGAACGGGGCUUUGCGCCCGGAGGGUAAAUUGUGGGAGUUGUGCGAGCGGAUUGGACUCAGUCGGCGGGGAGGGCUGGAUUGGAGGGAUGGGGACGCGGUGAGGGGGAGGAUUUUGGGGCUGGUGGAUGGGCUUGGGGCGGGGUUGUGGGAGGGGGGUGCGCUGUUGAGUGCUGAUGGGAGGCCGUCGGUUAGUAGGAGGCGGAGGGGGAUUCAGACUCUGUCGCACUUGUGA